AUGGAUUCAAAGUUGUUCUUUGGAGCUUUUAUUACUGUUGCUUUUCUGGUCUGCAGUGACUCGUACUUCGUUAAAAUGACCAAUGUAGUCUGCAAGUCUUAUAACGAAUCGUGGGUCGUUUUCCAUUAUUGCCGACUGAAAGCCCAUUCCCGCAACAAAACCAGCUUAAAUAUAAAUGCAACCGUUCUGGAGCCAGCUAAUAACAUUUUCGUCAGAGCAAAGUUUAUGAAGAAGGCCAGUGGCUAUAAGCCAUUUCUGGUUGAUUUUAAAUUAGAUGCCUGCGAAUUUAUGAGAAAAAGAAAUAAUCCUGUCGCUAUUAUCAUACAUAAUAUGAUCAAAGAAAUAUCCACGCUCAAUCAUACCUGUCCCUAUGUGGUGAGAUCACGGCUGAGCGAUUUCUAUGAACUUCGAAUUCCAGUUCCACUGCCAUCUGGAGACUACUUACUUCUAUUGGAUUGGAUAUUCGAUGCUAAGACGCAGGCUGCUACAAAUGUUUAUUUCACCUUUGUGGAGGAUUAA
This is a messenger RNA of Drosophila gunungcola (fruit fly), 519 nucleotides long. RefSeq lists its product as uncharacterized. Bases 1 to 519 code for a protein of 172 amino acids. NCBI's taxonomy places the organism in Eukaryota, Metazoa, Arthropoda, Insecta, Diptera, Drosophilidae. The record is from RefSeq and is a predicted model, not a curated record. The transcript is spliced from 3 exons.